This is a messenger RNA of Hypomesus transpacificus, 3148 nucleotides long. It is a transcript of the gene pck2, whose product is annotated as phosphoenolpyruvate carboxykinase 2 (mitochondrial). The coding region runs from base 665 to 2572 and encodes 635 amino acids. NCBI's taxonomy places the organism in Eukaryota, Metazoa, Chordata, Actinopteri, Osmeriformes, Osmeridae. The transcript is spliced from 10 exons. Gene Ontology annotation, cellular component: mitochondrion; cytosol. Gene Ontology annotation, molecular function: phosphoenolpyruvate carboxykinase (GTP) activity; GTP binding; manganese ion binding. Gene Ontology annotation, biological process: cellular response to glucose stimulus; response to starvation; cellular response to dexamethasone stimulus. The record is from RefSeq and is a predicted model, not a curated record.
GCUUUUCACAACACACUCGUACUGAGCUUUCAACUGACGAGGUCCAUUGCCAAUUUCUCAGCUUCUCUAGCCCGUUCAUUGCAACCCUUUAAAAACUGUCUCACUGUUCCGCGUAUUUAGCUGCUGAUACAGGAACUUCGAACUUGCAUCAUCCAGCCGGGUCGAGUUUGCCCGUGUCUGGAUCAUGAGGAAACUUGGUUGUAUGAAGUAGUACUCCGUGUCUUCCGUGUCUCGCGUGUUUUAAAAGAACGCAAAUUAUUUAAAAUGAACGCUCGCGGAUUUUGUCAAUGCUUGAACGAGAUUACAUCAAUUUAAGUUAUCGUAGUUUUCGUACUUAGACUGCGUUUGAGUCUCAGAUUAUACAUUUCGUCCAGAGGCACAUCUGCUUACAUUGCACGAAGUAUGUUUUAUCAGUAGAUAAUUGAGCUACGACACAUUUAACCUGUGUCAAGGUGUGCGUGCAUGUUUGCGCCUGUGAACGUACACGUGUUACUAAGGGCAAGGUUCUCUCGUUAGGUCUCUCUACCUCAGCAUUCACACUGCUAUCUGACCGAUCCGAUAUGAGAUGUGAUUGGUUCUGAAGUACACAAGACCACUUUCUGCUACUAGAUCUUUUGGGAGUUUGUGAAACUUAAUUCACUGCCACAGUUUGUGUUACAACAAGAUGUCGUGUCUCAUUCUCGGAGUUUUCAAACGGCGAGGCUGUGUGGGGGCGGGGAUGGGGGUCCGCUCCCUGGCCUCAGUGCCCUCCCUGCCCUCCGCCGUGGCUGACUUUGUAAAGGGGGCGGUGGCCGAGUGCCAGCCCGCCCGCGUGCAUGUGGUGACGGGCACGGCCGAGGAGGCGUCCGGCGUCCUGGCCGGGCUGGAGAAGGACGGCAUGGUGAAGAGGCUGCCCAAGUACCACAACUGCUGGCUGGCAAGGACCGAUCCCAAGGACGUGGCGAGGGUGGAGAGUAAGACGGUGAUCGUGACCCAGCGUCAGUGGGACACGGUGCCCAUCCCCAGCCCCGGAGCCAAGAGCCAGCUGGGCAGCUGGCUGAGCGAGGAGGACUUCCAGAAGGCCCGGCAGGAACGCUUCCCUGGCUGCAUGGCUGGGCGUACGAUGUACGUCAUCCCGUUCAGCAUGGGUCCUGUCGGCUCGUCUCUGUCCAAGAUGGGCGUGCAGGUGACUGACUCCCCCUACGUGGUGGCCAGCAUGGGCAUCAUGACCCGCAUGGGCACGCCCGUCAUGGAGAAGCUGGCGGAGGGGGCGGAGUUUGUACGCUGCCAGCACUCUCUGGGGCAACCCCUGCCUCUGAAAGCCCCCCUGGUGAGCUCCUGGCCGUGUAACCCAGAGAAAGUGCUCAUCUCCCACCUGCCAGACAGCCGGCAGAUCCUGUCCUUCGGCAGCGGCUACGGGGGAAACUCCUUGCUGGGGAAGAAGUGCUUCGCCCUGCGCAUCGCCUCCCGCAUUGCCAAGGACGAGGGCUGGCUGGCCGAGCACAUGCUGAUCCUGGGCAUCACCAGCCCCCAGGGGGAGAAGCGCUACGUGGCGGCAGCGUUCCCCAGUGCCUGUGGAAAGACCAACCUGGCCAUGAUGAAGCCUGCCAUGCCGGGGUGGAAGGUGGAGUGUGUGGGCGACGACAUUGCCUGGAUGAAGUUCGACAGCCAGGGGAAGCUGAGGGCCAUAAACCCAGAAAAUGGCUUCUUUGGCGUGGCGCCCGGAACCUCCAUGAAGACCAACCCCCACGCCAUGGCAACCAUCGCCAAGAACACCGUGUUCACCAACGUGGGCGAGACCAGCGACGGGGGGGUGUGGUGGGAGGGUCUAGAGACCCCAGCAGAGGGCGUGUCGCUGAUGGACUGGCACGGCAAAUCCUGGACGCCCGGUGACUCCACCCUUUGUGCCCACCCCAACUCCAGGUUCUGCACCCCGGCCGCCCAGUGCCCCAUCAUCGACCCCCAGUGGGAGAGCGAGGAGGGGGUGCCCAUUGAUGCUAUCAUCUUCGGAGGCAGGAGACCAGAGGGAGUCCCUCUGGUGUACGAGGCCUUCAACUGGCGCCACGGGGUGUUUGUGGGAGCAGCCAUGAGAUCUGAGUCCACAGCAGCAGCUGAACACAAAGGGAAGGCCAUCAUGCACGACCCCUUCGCCAUGCGGCCGUUCUUCGGCUACAACUUUGGAGACUACCUGGCCCACUGGCUGAGCAUGGAGACGCGUCGGGGGCCCACCCAGCUGCCCAAGAUCUUCCACGUCAACUGGUUCAGGAAAGACCCGGCGUCCGGAUCCUUCCUCUGGCCCGGCUUUGGGGAGAACGCCCGCGUGCUGGAGUGGAUCUUCAGGCGCUGCGGGCGCGAGCGGGAGGACGAGGCAGCCCGGAGGAGCAUGGUGGGCUGGCUGCCCCAGGACGGCUCCAUCAACGUCCAGGGCCUGGCUGGGGACGUGGAUAUGGCCGCCCUCUUCGACCUGCCCAAGGCAUUCUGGGAGAAGGAGACCCAGGAGCUGAGGGCGUAUUUCAGCCAGCAGGUGGGGGCGGACCUGCCCCAGCAGGUGGGGGCGGAGCUGGACGCGCUGGAGAAGAGGGUGAGGAACUGACCAGGAAGGAAGGAUGAAGAGGUAACAAGCGAAAUGAUGGACGUUACACUACAGUGAUGCUAACAUGAGGGGAUGGGUGGGUGGGGGGGGUAAACUCAGGGCAGUCUUGGGAGGAUACAUGGAGAUGUAAACUAAAGGUUGGAGAUGUAGAGGAGGUAGAAUGAUCUGAAGGGUUUCUCACUGCCUGAUGCUUCCGGGUCACUGGGGUGUGAGAUGAGGAAGGGCGUCGUGGCUGUGGGGGAACAGUGACGAGUCGUAGUGCCUUACUGACAUUCUGCAACCAAGCUGAACGCUUGGAUGUUUACCAGCUGCACCCCAAAGAAUCACGUCUGACCUGAUGAAGUUUGUUUGGUAGAAGAAGGCAUGAACACUUUACUGUAUUCAGGUCAUUUCUCCUGAAUGCUAAUGCUGGCUUUAUGUUCAAGAAUAAACGUAUCCUAUUAGCUCAGGGAAACAUUGUAAAGGAAUGCCUUCGGGAAACAGGAUGAUUUGCAAGGUUGCCACUUUUAUAUUAUUCUGAAUUAAAAAGCAUGAAUGUUUACACCAUAUGUCACAUUUUGGACCAAUAAAAGCAAG